UCUUCCUUCCUUCCCCUUUUUCCUUACGCAAUAUACAGAAAUGCGCGAGGCGGUGGUUGGUUUUCAUUUCUUCUUCGCGGUUGUGUGCAUGCGGUGGGAUUGUGAGAGUGCGUGUGUGAGAGCGGUGGGCAGUGUUGACUUCUUCCGAGUGUGCUCUUCUCGGGGAUCGGUUGUGGGUCCGUGUGAGAUGGUGUCUGCGCUGUUUGGGGGUGUGGAUUUUGAUUCUUCGAGGUCCUUCUGCGUGUUUUAUCGUUGUAUAUAAAUGUUAGUUUGCCUUCUUGACAUGGAUCUGGUUCUGUGUGUGGGGUUAUGCGGCCUUUGCAAUUGUGUUUGGGUGGUUUCGUUGUUGUGUUGGGCAUGUGUGAUCUUGACUACCUGGGGCUGUGUGUCCGUGAGAGAUUGCGUUUGACUGAUUUCGUUGUCAUGUUGGACAAUGUGCGGGCCUGACCAAGUCGGUUUGUGGGGCAGAGUUGGGUUGUGUUUCUGUGGGGCUGGACGUGUGUGGUCCUGUCCCCUGGGCACGCAGCCUGAGUGCUUGUGUCCUUAGGAAGUGCAUUUUAACAUCCCUGGGGGGUGGGGGGGUGGAGGGGAGGGCGAACGAGAGAUGGAGGUGCAAGCUGAGAAGGCGGCAUGGAGGCAAGGAAAGGGAUUUCACAUUUUAUUCCAAAUUAUGAUGUAUUUGGAAGCCAGUGUUGGCGUGGAUGGGCAGACCGAGCCCGAUCAGCGGCUGCUCUCUCCGAAGGCCAGCCUGUGCCUCGGUGUUUCAGGGAUUUGCUCUUGAGUGGGAGGUUCUUCCAGGGUCCAAGCUGAGCUGCGCUCGCUUAGUCCGGCGUCUUCCAGCCGAUAGCGGCCGGCUUCGGUUCCCACGGCAUUCCGCUUCGUCCAUUUCUGGUCAGUUUCGGGGGGUACAGCCGCCGGGGUCCGCGGGAGAGGCCCGGAAAAGACAAUGGUCGCAUUCUCCAGGCCUCGCGCUUCGGGUGGGGACCUUUGGGAUCAUCUCCAAGGAACAUUUGUCCAUCCCCUCCCCGGGUGAGCGACAUUCCCGCGUGGGUCGGGUACCCGUCGCAUCGGUGGCCAGGACCGGGCUCCGAGGGAUGGGAUCAAUGCUGCCCUAGCUCAGGAAGAAAGGAUUUUCUUUUGCCAGUUAUUGUGGUUGCUAAUGUCAUCGUCGUAGUCAUCAUCAUCAUCAUUAUUUUAUUUUAAUUAAAAUAAUCGUCCAGGAGCAAAGCAGCUUUUCCCUUUUAGCCCGGAUUGAUAACAAAGCCGCGCUGCGGCCCCCAGCCAGCUCUGUUAUUUUUAAGUUGCUGGGUUUAGGGUAGGAAAAGAAAAUGGAGGCGGGACGGACACAGAGACUCGGUCAUACAGCAAAAAUUAAUUCCGACCUAAAACACGGAGAAUGAGUGGAUUCCCUUUCUUCCCACCCCUCCCCCAUGUGGAUUAGAAGAAGAGAAAGAAAAUCUCUCACGUUGGAUUGAAACCGCAGGGAAGAAUUAUUCCUAUAUUUCCAUCAAAGUCAGGGCAAAAAGGAGGCCUUUGCAGUUAAUCCAAGAUUUCCAUGUGCGAUCAUAAACUGGAUUAUUUACACAAAACAAAUUAAACUAAAACCUCCGGAGAGGGGAGAGGAGCAACCUAAAUCUCUCUACUGCUACACCCUGGGAAGUAGUCAUGGGUUUAUUUUUACCCUCCCUCCCUUUGCCUUGUUUAUUGCUGCGAGGAAUUAUUAGAAUUCUCCCCUUCUCUGCGGGUCUGAACACUGAAAAAUAAAAAAUCGUUGUGUAGAGAUGGCUGAGGGGAAGGCGGCGGAGGUUCCUUUCCUUUCCUUUUCUUCCCUUCCCGUCCCUUCCCUUCGCUUCCCUUCCCUUCGCUUCCCUUCCCUUCCCUUCCCUUUCUCUCCCUCUUAAUCAGUAGGAAGAAAAGGGAACUGGAUAGAUCCGAUAGCCAGCCCCCCAUCCUCUCGGAUCCGCGCGGUCCCGACUCCAUUCCUGCGGGAAAGCAGCUUUUGAAUUGGGUUCUGGUUUCGCUUUGGGCAGGUGGGGGUCAUGGAGAGACUGGGGGGCUCCGAGGUUCUGCCCCAUGGACUAGGGUUUGAAGACUGGAUUCCUGAUUUCCGACACACAUCCCCCUACCCACUCAGGCCAGGCUGCGGACGACUCCACGCUGUGGCUGCAGCUCUGGCCUCACCCGGGUUCCAGAGCCAACCACGUAGACGUGUCAGUGCUUAGAAAACAUCCCCGGUCACCCUGAACCAGAUAGCCCAGUAAAAGGGUCCCAAAACGUCCCGGGCAGCCUACAGCGGGGCUGUUGUUGUUGGACUAAAUAGUUAUUCCUGAUUGGUCAUGUGUAGGGUUCUUUUUUAUGGGUGGGGGGAGGCUUCAAACACCUGCAGGUUGGGGGCGGAAAGCUGUUCGUGAUUCCCUGGGCUGGUUGGUGAGGACGUGAGGUAAUUCCCAGCCAUUGACCCCCAUUUCUCUCUCUCCCUCCCUCUCGCCCUCCCUCUUUCUCUCCACCCCCAUUUUUCCUGGAAACUCGUUUUGGGCGCGGCAGACCGCCGAGGACCACACCGCGGCCUGACUGCUGGUCACUCGGGGAGAGGGGGAAGCAAAGACCCCCGUCUACGACCUGGACCUUGGCUUCCGCCUCUUUCCGGCGGCGGAGUGGAGAUCCUAUUGAGAGGGGCCGAUCUCUCUAAAUAUGCCCCAGGAUGACGGAGCGGCCGCCGAGCGAGGCGGCACGCAGUGACCCCCCGCUAGAGGGACGGGAGGCGGCCGAGGCCCGCAUGGCCCCCCCGCACCUGGUCCUGCUGAACGGCGUCGCCAAGGAGACGAGUCGCGCGGCCCCAGCCGAGCUCCCGGUCAUCGAGCUGGGAGCUCGCGGCGGCCCGGGGGGCGGCCCCGCGGGUGGGGGCGGCGCCGCGCGAGACUUAAAGGGCCGCGACGCGACCGCGGCCGAAGCGCGCCAUCGGGUGCCGACCACCGAGCUGUGCAGACCUCCCGGGUCCGCCCCGGCGCCCGCGUCCGCCCCGGCGCCCGCUGAGCUGCCCGGCGACGGCCGCAUGGUGCAGCUGAGCCCGCCCGCGCUGGCGGCCCCCGCCGCCUCCGGCCGCACGCUGCUCUACAGCCUCAGCCAGCCGCUGGCCUCGCUCGGCAGUGGGUUCUUUGGGGAGCCAGAUGCCUUUCCUAUGUUUGCCACCAACAACCGAGUGAAGAGGAGACCCUCCCCAUAUGAGAUGGAGAUUACUGAUGGUCCCCACACCAAAGUAGUAAGGCGCAUCUUCACCAAUAGUCGGGAGCGGUGGCGGCAGCAGAAUGUGAAUGGGGCCUUCGCUGAGCUCCGCAAGCUGAUCCCCACGCACCCGCCAGACAAGAAGCUCAGCAAGAAUGAGAUCCUCCGCCUGGCCAUGAAAUACAUCAACUUCUUGGCCAAGCUGCUCAAUGACCAGGAGGAGGAGGGCACCCAGCGGGCCAAGCCUGGCAAGGACCCUGUGGUGGCGGCUGGUGGAGGGGGUGGGGGUGGAGGGGGUGGUACACCCUCAGACGACCUCCUGCAGGACGUGCUGUCCCCCAACUCCAGCUGUGGCAGCUCCCUAGAUGGGGCAGCCAGCCCAGACAGCUAUACAGAAGAGCCUGCACCCAAGCACACGGUCCGCAGCCUCCAUCCUGCCAUGCUGCCCGCCACUGAUGGAGCCGGCCCUCGGUGAUGGGCCUGGGGCCAUCCUAGACCAGCCAGGAGGAUGCCCUCAUGCCGUUGGGACUGUGGGCUUCAGGGCAGGUGGGUGAAGACUGGGCAACUCUGAAGCAGGGCAAUGGACUUGAUGAGCUUUCUGUGAUGUCUGAACUUUGGGAAGCCCAAACUGUCCCUGGGGCUGGCUUUCUUCUUUCCUGCUUCAGUAGGAGAACAGAAAAAUGAAGUAAAGUGGUAGGUACUUUUUAUGAAGACGGCACGGUCUUCCCCCUUCCCCAGAUCCCUAAGACUUCUCAAAUACGAGACUCGAGUGGCACUGUUUUUGGCCUGGAGCUUGGGAGCCCUGUCUUUGCUGAGACCUGGGAUUGUCAGCUCUCGCCUGAGGCAUUCAGCAGCCUCUGCUUUGCCUUUAGUCCCUCCCAAGCUGGCUGGGGUGGCUUUUGUGGCCACUCUGGCCAAAUAUAUAGGUACCCAAUAGCUGCCCGUUUCUUGAGCCCCAUCUUCACUCAGGCCCGUAUUGGUCCAUCCAGCUUGCCAGCUACUGCAGAGUCACAAGCCUCGAGGUGCCUUCUUCAGGGCCUGGCUGAAGAAGAUGGCCAGUGGACUACCUGCUCCCGACUAGCCGGGUCAGAGGGUCAGAAAACACAGUAGCCCUUACUUCUUGCCCCGGGCACUGAAGUUCUGCUUUCUCCCCACUGAAACUUGUCUUACUAAUCCUUGUGGCUGUGGGGACCAAGUCUGCAGCUGUGAGCAUGCCCUUUGGGCUUUGUGGGAAGGCAGAGAAAGGGAAACCAAUUAGAGGAAAAUGAGCAAGAGCUAUUUGGGCCACGUGGGCUUCAAAUCCUGGUGGUGUCUCAAAGCUACCUGCCUGUAUUCUCGGCUACGCAUCACUUCAUGUGGUGAGCAAAUGCCAGUGUGCCGACGGGCAUGCAUUGGUGCUGAGAGUAGAUGCGAGCCCCAUUGGUGCAUUCUGCUAGAUGCUGAGAGGGCCCCCCCCUGCUGCAGGAUGUAUGUUUGCUGAUGCUCUGCUCUGUGUUCCAAACUGAACUGAGCACAAACUCUGUCCUAGGAAUUCCUGGCAUUUGGGAUUUCUUUCCUGGCACUGGGAUUUUUGCUCAAUUGCAGUGAUUGGUGGGAUCUUGAUAUGACCCAGAACCCAGCCCCAAUCCUAGGACAUGGGGAAUCCAAUUAGAGACCAGUUUAAGGUUCACUUAGCAGACUCUGCAACACCCCUCAAUGGUGCAGCUUUCAGCCAUCACGGGUGUGUAUGGGAGGCUGGCUUAAUGCAGUAGGAGUGCCCGCCUCCAAAAGUUGUACAUGGCAUUUCUGUAAAUCAAAUCUUUAUCCUUCAUCUUUUAAAGAAAUACUACCACAAGUCCUUUUGUAAGUGAAGAAUCCUUUAGUAGAGUGGACCACUGCCCCCUUGUUGGAAUAAAAUGCACACAAGUCCUACAUACCUGUCAUUGUACCCUCAAGUCACCCCAGCCAUCCCCCACCAGGCUCUGCCUUUGAGGUCAGAGAAGAACGACCCCAUGGCCCUGCCCAGCGCUGUGGCUGUUGGAAAAGCCCUCACACAUUUUGGGUUCAGUCCAGGGCUUGCCCUCGCUGUGAUGGGGCCUUGAGUACAGCCGAGUACAGCUUUAUGCAGACAGGGCAUGAUCGCUGCUCUCCUCACCUUCCUUUUAAGUUGGGAGGUCCAGUUCUUGGAGAUAGGAGCGACAUGGUUAACCCUUGUAGCAUUCUGACACUCCGUCCCAUGUCACCUUCCCAAAAUCAUGUUUUGAUGAACGUUCGUUGGGAUGGGUUCCUUUCCAGUACUUGGCAGCUUCUGUGAGAAUUCCUGUCUGUCUAAAGAUGGAGCAUUUGUCCUAGGUCUAAGGCUGUGUUGCUUCCUGGUGGAUUAAUUUGACUUGGGAGUAAAAAGUGACCAUGGUGUGAACGAGUGGAUGGGUUUUUGGAGAUGAAUCACACAUUCUCUCAGGAACUCAAGCUUCUGGCUCCCUCUUCUCUCAGAUUCACAGCGUGACCUGGACAAGUUCUCUCUCCGAGUGUCCGUUUCUCAUCAGUACCCUGGCUUGUCUGUCCCCUAGGGCUGUGGACUGACUGGAAUCAUGAAAGUAGAAGCAUUUUGAGACCAUAAAGAACUCUGUUGCCCUUAAUAGCAACCCUGCAUUCGGGGUUCCCACCCUGAGUCUAGGACCUAGGCAGUGGGCCAGUCUGCCUGACUACACAGCAUUUGGGUAAUUUAGGUUCUAAACCACUUUUGCCUGACCUAGAUUGUCCCCAUUUCUCUAGGUUGAUCUCAUUUCUGUCUCAUUCUAAGGCAAGGUAUAGGACUGAGAAUGGAAAAGAGAUAUGGGAACAUGGAAAGAAGAUGUAAAACAUAAUGCAGAUACCUAAAAUGGGACUGGGUAGGAAAGCACAAAGCUCCAGGUCUUCGUAAGACCUAGAAGAUCCAUUAUUUUUAUUUUCAUUUCUAGCACCUCAUCCCUCCACCAUACCCUUCUCCUUCUCUGCCCGCUCCUCACCCAUGAAGAAAUGGCAACAUUCCAAGAAUAAUAUCUGUACAAAAGGGAAAAUAUGUAAAGGUAUAAACAACAACAACAUGAGGAGAGCAAAGAUGACUAUAAUGACUAGAGGGACUCCCAUCUUUUAAGAAAAGUUCAUAUUUUACUUGUAGUGGCAAAUGACAAGAUGGUACAACCUUUAUCCUUUUCCAGAAACAAAACCAAGGGCACAGCAUCUGUAGUCAGCUGACAACUAUUUCGGCCUUUGGGGGUGGUCUGGUCGUACUUGUGAUGUCAGUGGUACGUGACCCCCUGCUGAAAGCUUGCCCCCUGCCCAUGUACAUAGCGCAGUGUUCCUGUGGGCGGGCCCAGCACUUUCCGUCAAUGUUGUACUGUACGUGAUGAAUUGAUGAAUUGCGUUGGUCUCUGCAUUUUUCUGCAGGAGAGGAGUGACUGCUCCAGGUACCUUGACCUUUGUACAUCCCAGAGGCCAACACUGUGGGCGUGUGACUCUUUAGCGACACAACCCAUGUGGUGAUCAUGUGUGUAUAUAUAUAAGGAUAUAUUGGGAAGAUUUCUAAAUAAAAGUUUUACA
Messenger RNA from Hipposideros armiger (great roundleaf bat), 6783 nucleotides. It is a transcript of the gene TAL1, whose product is annotated as TAL bHLH transcription factor 1, erythroid differentiation factor. The transcript has 4 exons. Gene Ontology annotation, biological process: regulation of transcription by RNA polymerase II. The record is from RefSeq and is a predicted model, not a curated record. Gene Ontology annotation, molecular function: protein dimerization activity; RNA polymerase II cis-regulatory region sequence-specific DNA binding; DNA-binding transcription factor activity, RNA polymerase II-specific. NCBI's taxonomy places the organism in Eukaryota, Metazoa, Chordata, Mammalia, Chiroptera, Hipposideridae. The coding region runs from base 2702 to 3697 and encodes 331 amino acids.